Molecule: messenger RNA, 885 nt
Organism: Aspergillus tanneri
Lineage: Eukaryota; Fungi; Ascomycota; Eurotiomycetes; Eurotiales; Aspergillaceae
Exons: 5
Coding region: 1-885 (294 amino acids)
Source: RefSeq, a predicted model, not a curated record
AUGACAUUCCCCAGGCGCGCAUCUUCAUCUAUGGAUAUAAUUCCAACAUUACGAACCCGCAGACUGUCGACUGCGGGUGUCAAGGAUCAUGCUAAUACUCUAUUGAACUUGUUGGAUAUGGGCGAAGUCCGCAGUUGGUAUCUAUCAUCUCUGUUCUCUUCGAACGUCCGACUCCCCAAGAUCAUCUUCAUCGGCCAUAGUCUAGGCGGAUUGGUGAUUAAACAGGUUUGUGUCAUGCAAUUCCAAUGUAUAUCAUCUAAUGUCAACUUAGGCCCUGCUCAACGCCCAAAGAAGACCCUAAGUAUACCGCCAUCCGAACUGGAACCUCCGGCCUCGUCUUCUUCGGCUGUCCGCAUCCACGGCACCAAAGGCGUCGAACUGGGCAAGAUCGCAGCCAAAGUUGCCGAUUGUUUGGAACAUAAUUCGCUGUUUACCCGACAGAUGAGCGUGCGUUUCUCGCACCAGCUGGAGGAUUAUAAAGAUAUCCAGCUUCAUCGAGGAAAGGAGGUGUUGCUUGGUGGUUCGGGGCCAGCGUCCAUCAGUCACCUAGUCGUCGACGAAGAAUCUGCCGUCCUGGGCCUCCCCGGUCAGCGUGAGACCCGCCUCAAACUCGACGCAGAUCAUCGCAGAUGUGCAAGAUCGCAGAUUCAGUCCUCGUUGCCGAGCAGGGAUACAUCCCGCAACCGUCGACGACGUCGCGUCUACCUCCCCUGUGCCUCCCCGGAUGCAUCUCAGCAGCAGCGCAUCCUACCCUCUCAGUCGAUCGCCAGCACCGACUGCCCAACAGUCAUCGGAACGCUUUUUGUCGCUGUCGAUAACGAUCCCCGCUCCAUGCAGGCCGCAGAGCAAAGAAUAAUUGGCAGUGGGAUAAAGCUCGAGAUAUAG